GUGACACAGCGGCGGCGGCACCGGCAGUGACCCGAACCGGAUUUGAUUCCACUCGCGGUCAUCGCCGGCCACAGCCGCUGUCCCUCGAGUCCCGCCGCCCCAGCGCUGCCGCUGCCACCGCCAUGGCGCUCAGCGAUGCCGACGUCCAGAAGCAGAUCAAGCAUAUGAUGGCUUUCAUUGAGCAGGAAGCUAAUGAAAAGGCUGAAGAAAUAGAUGCAAAGGCAGAAGAAGAAUUCAACAUUGAGAAGGGUCGCCUUGUUCAGACACAGAGGCUGAAAAUCAUGGAGUAUUAUGAGAAGAAGGAGAAACAAAUUGAACAGCAAAAGAAAAUUCAGAUGUCCAACCUCAUGAAUCAAGCAAGACUGAAGGUCCUGAAGGCAAGGGAUGACCUUAUUGCAGAUCUGCUGAAUGAGGCCAAGCAGAGACUUGCCAAGGUGGUGAAGGAUACUGCCAGGUACCAGGCACUGCUGGACGGACUAGUUCUACAGGGAUUCUACCAGCUGCUUGAGCCCAGAAUAGCCGUUCGUUGCAGGAAACAGGAUCUCCCUAUGGUUAAGGCUGCUGUACAGAAGAGCAUUCCUAUCUACAAAAAUGCCACGAAAAGGGAUGUGGAUGUUCACGUUGACCAGGACAACUUCCUGCCAGAGGACAUUGCUGGAGGUGUUGAAAUCUAUAACGGUGAUGGUAAAAUCAAGGUUUCCAAUACCCUGGAAAGUCGGCUGGACCUUGUAGCCCAGCAGAUGAUGCCAGAAAUCAGAGUGGCUCUCUUUGGUGCUAAUGUCAACAGGAAGUUUUUGGACUAAAUCUCUCUGAGAGAAGCGAUGACUAGUAUUGUCUCCACCUUCCAUGGUGUUGGACAGAAAAAUUUUUGAGGUGCCAUUCCACACUACUACAAGGCUCUGCCAGAAUACCAGCAUACUUGUCUCUUCACCUGGUGCUCAGUUCUGAAACUUGUUUCAUGGAGAUUAGAAACUGCUCAAACAAAUUGCUGCUAGAAUGUGUUUUGGAAUCAUCUUCUCUAAGUACUGCAGUGAUUCAGGAGUGGUAGGAAGCUUACCUUGUGCUGUGAACAAUGCUUGUCAAGCUGCAGCAACACUGGUUUAUGCAGUGUUUUUAACCUGAGGCCCUUUCUUCUCAAGUUGAGGUGCAUGCCCUCAUGUGAAGUAGUCACUAAAUGCUAGACAGGGCUUUUGCUGCCCCAUUCCUCUAAAAUGGAGAUUGACUACUAGGAUAAAUCCUGAAUCCAAACAUAGUUUUGAUUUCCUCUUGCAAAAUGAGAGUCUUUAGCAAGGCUGGGUUUUUGUUUUACUAGUCCUCACCAUUGCGUUUAAUUACCAGUUCCUAUUUUCCUAACAGAAGGUUUUUGGUAUUUACUCUUUUGGUGCUUUGCUUUUCGAUACACAGUUCUAUGACUGGGC
This is a messenger RNA of Colius striatus (speckled mousebird), 1418 nucleotides long. It is a transcript of the gene ATP6V1E1, whose product is annotated as ATPase H+ transporting V1 subunit E1. NCBI's taxonomy places the organism in Eukaryota, Metazoa, Chordata, Aves, Coliiformes, Coliidae. Gene Ontology annotation, cellular component: proton-transporting two-sector ATPase complex, catalytic domain. Gene Ontology annotation, molecular function: proton-transporting ATPase activity, rotational mechanism. The record is from RefSeq and is a predicted model, not a curated record. The coding region runs from base 123 to 803 and encodes 226 amino acids. The transcript is spliced from 10 exons. Gene Ontology annotation, biological process: proton transmembrane transport.